AUGUCUGCGGCCGGCGGCACGUAUCGAAGCACCCCUAAGGGCAGGGGACAGGUGCCUUUCGCCAGCAAUGCUCCCUCUGGCAUCCCUCGUCCAGCCUUAGACUCCUAUCCGAGUCAAUCAGCAAGCGAAGCGGGAACUUCGACGCUCAGUGCCAGCAGGGCGAAGCAGUCGAAGCGAGAUGAGGCUAUACGGAAGAAGAUCGAGACGGAUCUCAACAAGAAGAAGAAUCCGGGAGGUCGCGUUCGGCCGACCAGAAAAGCUCCUCCAGGCACCGUUCUGGCUCUGAAGCCCAGCCCAGCCCUUCAGAUCAAGCCCAACACCACCGUAGCUGAGGCUGCUCAGCUGAUGGCAGCGAAGAGAGAAGACUGCGUCCUUGUCACCGACGAUGACGAGCGAAUUGCUGGUAUAUUCACGGCGAAAGAUCUGGCGUUUCGAGUUGUGGGUGCUGGUAUCAAGGCCAGGGACGUGACUAUCGCGGAGAUCAUGACCAAGAAUCCCCUUUGCGCCAAGACGGACACGAGCGCAACUGAUGCUCUGGAUCUGAUGGUCCGGAAAGGCUUCCGGCAUCUGCCCGUCAUGGAUGAAAACCACGACAUCUCGGGCAUUCUCGACAUCACGAAGUGCUUCUACGAUGCUAUGGAGAAGCUUGAGCGUGCGUACAGCUCGUCACGAAAGCUUUACGAUGCGUUGGAGGGCGUUCAGGCUGAGCUAGGGUCCAGCCAGCCACAGCAGAUCAUUCAAUACGUAGAGGCUAUCCGUACCAAAAUGUCAGGACCAACGCUGGAGUCGGUCCUUACCGGACUGCCGCCUACAACAGUGUCCGUCCGGACAUCAGUCAAGGAGGCGGCACAGCUCAUGAGAGACAAUCAUACCACCGCAGUCCUUGUUCAAGACCAAGGAUCGAUCACUGGCAUAUUUACCAGCAAGGAUGUCGUGCUGCGCGUUAUUGCAGCCGGCUUAGAUCCGGCGACCUGCAGCGUCGUCCGCGUGAUGACACCUCAUCCGGAUUUUGCACCCAUGGAUAUGAGCAUACAGGCCGCUCUACGCAAGAUGCACGCAGAUGGCCACUACCUAAACCUCCCAGUCAUGAGCGAAGCUGGCGAAAUUGUUGGAAUGGUCGACGUCCUAAAACUGACAUAUGCUACUUUGGAUCAGAUCAACUCCAUGUCGACCGAGAAAGAUGAGGGUCCAGCCUGGAACAAGUUCUGGCUCUCCCUCGACAACAACGACACGGAGUCAAUGAUGUCUGGCGAGGGCGGCAGCAGCCGUAUGCCGCACACACCGGACGCUCGUUCACUCAUGUCACCUGACCCAAUGAUGCGACCGGGCAUAGAGCGUGGCGACAGCGUGUUUCCGAAUGAGUCCGCGUCUCAUCAUGAGGAUUCCCCAGACCAUUCGGCAGUAGCCGGGGCUCAGCCGACGCCGUCAGAAGAGAUACCGUUUCCUUUCAAAUUUAAGGCACCCAGCGGCCGUGUUCAUCGUCUACAGGUGGCUGCGGCUGCUGGUAUGACUGAGCUCAUUUCCAGCGUCGCCGAGAAACUAGGGAAUGAGAUCGAGGCCGUAGGUGGUGUACCAAGCCUUGAGGAUGGCAAGCUUGGUGCCUCCGGCUUUGCUCUAAGCUAUCUCGAUAAUGAGGGCGACACUGUUUCUAUCACUACCGAUCGGGACUUGCUUGAUGCCAUAAGCCUAGCACGACAGACGCAUCGAGACAAGGUCGACCUGUUCGUUCACGACCCGUCACAGCCACCACUAUCAGCAAUGCUUGACCCACAUCCAGGACUCGCCAAGCCACCGACUCCACCAGAGUCAACACUGAAGCACCGCAGGAGGUACGAGGAGGAUGAAGAGGCGGAGGAAUCCCCCGAGAGGCCUGUUAGGGAAAAGAAACAGCCGUCAGCUUCCGUGAAGCAAGAUGAGCAGAUCAUCGCCGGCGUGCCAAACGAGCUUCUUCUGCCUGGUGCUGUCGUCACCUUGGCGGUUGUUGUUAUUGCUGUCUUUGCUUUGGGACGGGCGAGCAGUCGGUAG
Messenger RNA from Coniosporium apollinis CBS 100218, 2025 nucleotides. RefSeq lists its product as uncharacterized. The record is from RefSeq and is a predicted model, not a curated record. Lineage: Eukaryota; Fungi; Ascomycota; Dothideomycetes. Gene Ontology annotation, molecular function: protein binding. The transcript is spliced from 4 exons. The coding region runs from base 1 to 2025 and encodes 674 amino acids.